AUGUCCGGACACUACCCUCCAGAGCAUGCUGCUGCAAGGCACCACCACCACUACAGCAACAACAGCAGCAACAGCGGCUACAGCAGCAAUAGUUACAACAACAAUACAAACAGAUACUCAACUUCAUCCAACACAACAGACAGCAGCUAUGCCCCUCCUCAACGACCACAGCGUGCACAUCGUCCCGUCCCUGAUCCAACGACAUCAACAACGUCCCUCGGCUCCUCUCUCUCACAGAUCUCAUUACACGACAAUUCAUCCCACUCAUCCCUCCCAAUCAACAAUCAUAAAGAUGGCCGCUGGAUUGCUGCACCCUCAGACAAGGAUCUCCCUGAGCCACCAAGACCCAACAGGAGGUUGAAUCGAGACUUUCGAAUCAUUCCACCGGCAGACGAGGUCGAGACUCUGACUGAAACAAAACUCCAGGAGAGCAUACGCCAACUCCCUAAAAAGUCCUCCUCUCGACCACCCUCUGUCAGCCUCACCCAUGGCAUCUCUUCAACAAGGAUCUAUCAGGAACCAGCCCCCCAAUUGAACAACGUCGACGAGGACGACGAGGAGAGUUAUUUCGGUGAUAUCCUUGACAAAUACUGCAACUCGGACGACGACGACAUUCCAUCCUCGUCCAUCCUAACCUCAGACUGGAGGACAUCCUCAAACGACCAAUUGCCCACUCCACCCAGCUCCCGUUCGUCUCUCCUUCCCGUGGCCCCUCCACCAAGACGAGGAGCAGGAAUAGGAGCAGGAACAGGAGCAGGAGUAACCGCAUUGACUGCAUCUUUGGGUCAGGAUUCGUCGGCUGACUCGAGCAGGACACGCAGUCAGAAUAACAGUGCCUCUGAAACGUCUCCGCCGUCUUCGUCACCAGCCAACCCUGCGACCACAAGGUUCAAGUACCUGCAGGCCGGACCUUCUAGGGAGAGCCACGAUUCGCUCUCGAAAUUGGCCACGCCCUCUGCUUCUCCUAACCAAUCACCAGCCUCAACCACCACGCGAGCUUACACCAAGCGGCCUCCUCCUCCGCCCAAGGAUGCAUCAGCAUCCACCACCUCCCAACAAAGCUCUCACUCUGAACCAUGGAACCACAACAAUGGCUCGCUCUCGGAUCCCAAAGAUCAUCGUCCUGAGCCCCCACUUAAGGACAGCUCCAGGCGUAUUCAUCACAGCAACACCACCGCCACUACCAACAACAACUAUGCCUCGAACAAUCGCGGUAGUCAGAGUGCUGCCUCUCAGUCACCACAACUCUCGCUCGAUCACCACCACCAGUCCUCCGGCCAUCAUAUCAGCAGCUUUGCGGAUGCAGUCGAGACGACUAUGAAUCGACACAGGGCAGCACCUCCAGUCCGUGGCUCGCAUUCGGAACAUUCCCACAGCAGCGAUCGCACGCCAUCAUCAUCGACAUCUACGACCACAAGGGAGCGGUCGUCAAGCCAUGGUCACUCUAGCCACUCGUCGUCGCAUCAUGGACAUGAUGGAGAGGGUUCUGGUGGCCACUCGGCGUAUCACCGCCACCAGUCGGUUGGACCAGGACAUAGGCACGAGCAGCAUGGGCAUUCUCACAUUCAGGAGCGCAGUCGGUCCUUGCCACCUCAAGCGCGCCCAGAUCACCAUCAGAGUCACUCAAAAUCGUCACAAAAACAACAUAACUACCAUCCGUCUCCGAUGCAGGACACUCCUUAUCGCAUGCAGGGGCAGGGCUCUUCAUCUCAGCUUGAUUUCACGGGCUCGGAAUACAAGUCGACCUCGACUCAUCCUCCUUCUGCCGCACCGCGCUCUUCAAGCCAGGCUCCCACGUACACUGCCGAACGUACCCGAGUUCACAGCCAUGCCCCAGUCUCGACCAACGGAUCCUCUGGGAGAUAUGCACCCUCGAUCAGUCUCAAGUCUGCGCUUCUCAAGACGCCCAUUGCUCGUGCUCGCGCCAAGGAGUACAAGGGCCCCCGCAAGGUGAUCUUUGGUGAGACGAUUACUAUUGUCACAAUUGAGCGUACGCCGACACCACCUCCCCUCCCACCCAUGGACAAGAAGUCCAAGAAGAAGCUGCUGCAAUCCAAGAAGGCCUCAGGCAAGGACGGUAAGGGUCAGACGCAGAACUUUGAUCCGGAGUAUGACGCCAGGUACUAUGACGCACCUUAUACACCGACGCCCGCUGAGGUAGUCGUCACCACUGCGCCUUGGGUGGGUAACCCUAACUGGGACGAGGAGAGACAAAACUCAAAGUUUUAUUAUGACGACGAGUUGGACUAUGAGUACGACGACUAUGAGUACGAGGCGCCUCACGAGUCUGACAUUCGACUGGGACCUGAGGAUGGCGAUGAGGAUGAUGAAGAUGAGGACGAGGAUGAGGAGGAGUACCGGGCUCGACCUUGGGGCCAUGGCAUUGCCGGACCUGGUGGGGCAUUGCCCAAGAAGAAGGGUGGCAUGUUCAAGUUUAAGAGCGCCGUCAACCGCCUCUUCCUCAACUAG
Messenger RNA from Linnemannia hyalina, 2469 nucleotides. NCBI's taxonomy places the organism in Eukaryota, Fungi, Mortierellomycota, Mortierellomycetes, Mortierellales, Mortierellaceae. The record is from the annotation of a GenBank genome assembly.